Colletotrichum phormii is the source of this 1233-nucleotide messenger RNA. RefSeq lists its product as uncharacterized. The transcript has 5 exons. Gene Ontology annotation, biological process: mycotoxin biosynthetic process. The record is from RefSeq and is a predicted model, not a curated record. Bases 118 to 975 code for a protein of 285 amino acids. NCBI's taxonomy places the organism in Eukaryota, Fungi, Ascomycota, Sordariomycetes, Glomerellales, Glomerellaceae.
AAGUGGACUCCACAAAAGUCUUAACACAAGAGACGUCCUCCUGUAUGCCACACAACGACGUGACGGCCUAACUGUUCUAUUCUCAAUUGCUUGCAACGCUCUGCGAGUUUACUCACCAUGGACCGCCAAAAUCUUCUCUCGUCUGAGGGAUCUGAAGAUGGCGAUUAUUCCAAAGUUGCCUUCCUGAGGGAUCGGGAGCAUCACCACGAUAGACGAAAAUACCUGCCGUGGUUAUUGCACAUCGCCGCGUUCCUAGGCUACGGUAUUGUUUUUUUUGUGGCAUUUGAGAGUGAUAAUCACUCAUCGAAGCCAGCUACGAAGGAAUGGCCUAACAUCUAUGACGACUUUUCCCACCGCGAAUACGUCUGGAAAACCCAUCACUACAAAUUUGAGGGAGACCAUUCUAUCAAAAUAGGCGACAAAGGAUGGGAAGACGCAGUAGAUUUCACCGAGUACGAGGGCCGGCCAACGGACAAGAGCAAUCAGGCUUGGGCAGAUUUGGUCCAACUCGGCAGCACAAGCAUCACAGAGGUAGAGAAAUCUCGCCUUCCAUUCGAUACGACACCAAACGUCCUGAAACAGGGCGAAUAUGUUAUUGGCCUGCAGGUAUUCCAUCAGCUUCACUGUCUCAUGAGUCUCCGAGAGCAAGUUUGGCAUCCGACCGCGUUCAAAUGGGAGAACGGAGAGGAACGCAGCUGGUGGGAGUUGCACCUGGAUCACUGCGUCGAAGCACUCAGGGAGUCUAUCGUCUGUAAUGCGGACAUGACGCCUCUGAGAUACAUGUGGAACGAAGAAGAGUCACUGUACAUGUUGACACUUCCCCAACAGUACAAAUGCAGAAACUGGGACGAUGUUUGGACCUGGGCGUCAUCGAGGAACACGACAGGAGAUUGUCCGAGGAACAAGAUCGAGUCGGAUGAACCGAUGACGUGCCCGUUGAAACCACAUACUCACGAGCAUGGGGGGGGUCAUUGAUGAAGCCUAACUCUCGAUCAGGUCGGUUCCUUCCGUGUGGGGUGAUGUGACUAGUUUCCUGUGCAAAGUUGAAACUUAGACAGAGGCGUAUGUUGUGGUUCAAGAGCUUCUGCGCAUGCUUGAGGACAGAAUUAAAUUCGUCUUUUGGAGCUCAUAAAUGACCUUCCAGUCCGGAAGUGGGCAGAAAGUAAUCAUCAAAACUGCCGCGAACUUGUCUCAGAGGGGCCGACUUCUAAUUUCAAAGUACAAUACUAGCAG